AUGUCUUUAACUCCAAGAAUUGGUCAGCUUUAUUUGAGUGGCAUUAAAAAGAGAGAAAGAAAUUCCAAUGAUGAUUUUAAACAACUGGAAAGAAGAAGAUGGGAAAAAGUUUUAAGUGUUACAAACAAAUUGAUUGAUAUUAAACCAACUAAUAUCGAGAAAUCUGAAAGCGCCCGCUCAACAGGGUCUUUAUUAAAGCCUGUUUCACACAUUUUCUCACCGGUUAAGCCAUCAAAGCUUAUCAAAGAUCCACGGAAACAAAAUAAAAGACAUAAUACUAUUCCUACUGAAGAUUUAACGCGUGCUGUUAACGAGCUUCUUGCCAACAAAAAGAGUGGUCAGGAUGCUGUUUGCUACAAUACAAUGGAAACAAUUCCAUUUCCGUAUCAAAUGGAUAUGCCAGAGGUUAGGUUAACAAGACCUGUUUCCACUACAAUUAAUUCCCUUGAAAAUCUCUUAUUAUAA
Messenger RNA from Trichomonas vaginalis G3, 465 nucleotides. RefSeq lists its product as uncharacterized. The coding region runs from base 1 to 465 and encodes 154 amino acids. The record is from RefSeq and is a predicted model, not a curated record. NCBI's taxonomy places the organism in Eukaryota, Parabasalia, Trichomonadida, Trichomonadidae. The transcript has a single exon.